UUGUAGGGAUCUAUUAUGUCGUUCAGUUCAGGAGGCGGAUUCUUAGCCUUAUAAUAUUUAAAUGCUUCUUGAAACAUAACAAUUUGUUUUGAUUGAAUUCUUGCGCCCACAGAGUUAUUUCCUAAGCCAAAUUUUCACGGCAGUAAGAGUUUUCACUUCCACAUCACGUAAAAACUAACAAAGCACUCGUUCCGACAAAAUGAUAAUGAUGACAGAAAGUUCUUAUUAGAUUGCAGUACCAGAAUCUACAACGUGCAUAGAAACGUCAAUACUGCUAGUGUCGCCGACUGUCAAAUGUCCUUUGCUCUCUGCCUGCCAAAGGGCACUACUCGCUACACGGAGAUGGACACUAUCGAGCUGGAAGAAUUCGACUACGGCGAGCUAAAGAACGACACUGCCUUCAUACAAAAAAACGAAAACCUUUCCGAUUGCAUUGAGAGGAUCCGUCAGAACCUAGCGGUUGCUCGUGAGGACUACAAAAACUAUGAAAGCUUUACGCUGGAGGAAAAAGUGAAAUAUGAUCUGCAUUUGUCGUACAGUAUCAACUCGCUCUACUGGAUGUACCACAAGAUAAUCGGCUUGGAUCCUAAUAAGCACGGUAUUAAAGAUGAACUAGCCCGCAUCAAAGCUGCCAUGAUCCGGGAGAAGCAGGUUUACGAUCACAAGUACAACCGACCGGUACUGGAUCAGGGAGCUGCCAAACGGUUCGUUCGAGCCGGCCUGUACGACCACAAGAACAGAGAUAAACCGGAAGUAGCUGAUCCACCACCAAAUAAAAAGAUUCGAUUUGACGAGUGAUCCUGCGCUAGCAAACUUACGUCGUUCCAUUUUGGGAUAGAAAUUAUUUUUGACUCCCCCCCACUAGUGGAGCUUUAAGAACGGAAAGGGCGCAACCCUAGAUGUGUAAGUUAAAUUUCCUAUUAUGUACCUUUUUCCAGUCACUUUAAUCGCUUACGAUGCCAGGAUUCCUCAGCAGAAGUUGUCCUAAUUGAAGCACAAAAUUAAAUGUAAGGAAACCAAACACGUUAACCUGUCUUUGCUUUAAGAUAGGAUUUGAGAAAAAAAAUGCAUGGGUAUGGAAGUUCAGAUUAACUUAUUUUUUUUAAUAAAACAUGAAAAUUUCUGCUAGUCUAAAAAUGGAA
Molecule: messenger RNA, 1142 nt
Organism: Wyeomyia smithii (pitcher-plant mosquito)
Lineage: Eukaryota; Metazoa; Arthropoda; Insecta; Diptera; Culicidae
Product: nuclear nucleic acid-binding protein C1D-like
Exons: 3
Coding region: 295-798 (167 amino acids)
Biological process (GO): maturation of 5.8S rRNA; regulation of gene expression
Cellular component (GO): nucleolus; exosome (RNase complex)
Molecular function (GO): RNA binding; DNA binding
Source: RefSeq, a predicted model, not a curated record